GAAAUAGCGAGCGCUCGUUCAUCCUCCUCUGUGCGUCCCUCCGCCAGCUGUCUUAACGUGCUCUUUUCUAAUUCUUCUCUUCUUCCGUAUUGUUUCCAAAAACAACGCAACAGAUCCUGCGUUAGGCACAUUUUAUCUAGACGCUGCACAGAAGAUCAGGGAGGCCCGGUUGCGCUCUCCCCCUCCCUUUCUCUCCCUCUCUCUCUCUAGUCGCCGAUGGGCCAGCAGAACACAAAAGAUACGAAGCGUCGCCGUGUGGGUCCUCCAGGCACCAGCGUUGGGGCCGCCACUCGCCAGCCGGGCGUCCGAUCCACCGCCGUGAACGACAGCGUGCUGCAGCAGACCUCCACCGGCGCCGCCCGCCACACCGACCCAAACCGCGCCCACAGCUCUAGCCGAGGAUCGCUGCCGAACAUGCCCUCCGUCGGCGGCGCCAACCAAGGCGCCUCCGCCACCACCUUCCCGAUCGUGCUACGCUAUCAAGACCAAGACGUGCGCGCCCUCAUCGAGUCGCGAAGGGCGGUGUACGUGGCGGUGGAGGCGAUGAACUGGCAGCCGCUGCCCAUGACCCCGAGCACGGACUCGUUCUACGCCCUGCUGGAGCUGCCGGCGGGCAACCACAACUACCGCUUCCUCGUGAAUGGCGUGGAGGCGGUGGACAGCUCGCAGCCGUUGGCGCCCAGCUCGGCCACGGCGAACUUACCCGUGCCGCCGCAGCCAACCCCAGACACCACCCUACCGCCGGGUGUCACGGCGAGUCAACCGCUGCCGCGGCCCUCCCCUGCGCGGGACGGCAAACCCGCCAACACGAUCUUCCUCAACGAUGUCCUCCUCACCACACGCGAGGAUGACGACAUCAUGGACAACGGCGAGGGCUGGGGGCAGGAGCCGAUUAUGUUUGAGGAGUCGCGCAAGUACCCGCCAAUUGUGCCGCUGCACCUGCGCUACACCCCCCUCAACACACCGCCGACGCUCGUGCGCUGCUCGCGUGACGGGCGAAUGGCGGUGAUGGACAGCGGGCUGGAGAACAACCCACGGAUGCCGCCCGAGCACCUGCCACUGCCGCUGAGCGUCACCAUCAACCACGUGUACUUUCAGCGCCGCGAGGAUCAUGCGGUGAUGGGCGUGACAACACGCUACUGCAAUAAGUUCACCACCGUCGUGUACUACAGGCAUCUCCCCAGCAGUCCCGUUGACUGCGUCGAGCCCGCUAAAGGAUAA
This is a messenger RNA of Leptomonas pyrrhocoris, 1221 nucleotides long. RefSeq lists its product as hypothetical. The coding region runs from base 217 to 1221 and encodes 334 amino acids. Lineage: Eukaryota; Euglenozoa; Kinetoplastea; Trypanosomatida; Trypanosomatidae. Gene Ontology annotation, cellular component: cytoplasm; nucleotide-activated protein kinase complex; nucleus. The record is from RefSeq and is a predicted model, not a curated record. Gene Ontology annotation, biological process: signal transduction. The transcript has a single exon. Gene Ontology annotation, molecular function: protein kinase binding.